AUGGCUCCCUCGUAUAUUCAGAUCCCCUCGAGGGAACAGGGCAAUGACGUUGGCGCUGCGGAUGCCGCCCUCUCCGUCCCCAGGAGCGCUCGCGCCGGCGCCCACCUCGCUACCACGGCUCUCCGCGUGGACGGUAUGACAUGCGGCGCAUGUACUUCUGCUGUUGAAGCUGGCUUCAAGGGCGUCGAUGGUGUCGGAAACGUCUCAGUCAGUCUGGUUAUGGAGCGCGCAGUCGUCAUGCACGAUCCCAAUGUCAUCUCUGCCGCUCAGAUUCAAGAAAUUAUCGAGGAUAGAGGCUUUGACGCCGAAGUCCUCUCUACCGACCUUCCGAGCCCUGCUUUCAAGCCCACCAGUGGCAUCAACAUCCUCGAUGGAGACGACGAUUUUGUCACGACUACCGUUGCCGUCGAGGGCAUGACCUGCGGCGCCUGCACCUCUGCUGUCGAGGGCGGCUUCAAGGAUGUCCCGGGUGUCAAGAGCUUUAGCAUCUCUCUACUAUCCGAGCGAGCCGUCGUCGAGCACGACCCCGAUCUGCUCACCGCGGAGCAGAUUGCCGAGAUCAUCGAGGACCGAGGCUUCGACGCUACGAUUAUCGACUCGGGAAAGUCGGCCGCGGACAAGACGAAGGAUUCUGGAAGCGUCGGCGACGUCGCCAUCACGACAGUUGCCAUCGAAGGCAUGACGUGCGGCGCAUGCACGUCGGCCGUUGAGGGUGGAUUCAAGGGUCUAGAAGGUGUCCUGAAAUUCAACAUCAGCCUGCUAGCGGAACGAGCUGUCAUCACGCACGACGUCACCAAGCUUUCACCGGAGAAGAUUGCAGAAAUCAUUGACGACCGGGGAUUCGACGCCGAGAUUCUUUCUACGCAGUCCGCCGGCGACCACCCCAGCAGCUCGUCAUCCAAUGCGCAGUUCAGGGUCUACGGUGUUCCCGAUGCGGCUGCAGCGGAAGCUUUGGAGGCUACAUUAGCUUCGCAUCACGGCGUCGACUCCGUUUCGUUGAACCUUGCCUCCUCGCGACUCACCAUCAACCACCAGCCCAGCGUUAUCGGCCUGCGAGCUAUUGUUGAGGCCGUUGAGGCGGCGGGCUACAAUGCCCUCGUCGCGGAUAACCAGGAUAACAAUGCCCAGCUCGAGUCCCUGGCCAAGACCCGCGAGAUCAACGAAUGGCGAACGGCUUUCCGCACUUCUCUAGCUUUUGCUAUUCCUGUCUUUAUCAUUGGCAUGAUACUGCCAAUGUGUUCGCCUAAGCUCGACUUUGGAGGUUACGAGCUAGCCCCCGGCCUGUUUCUCGGCGACGUUAUCUGUUUGUUGCUCACGAUACCCGUCCAAUUCGGCGUUGGAAAGCGAUUUUACAUUUCCGCCUACAAGUCCCUCAAGCACCGUUCCCCUACGAUGGAUGUCCUGGUGAUGCUGGGCACGUCGUGCGCCUUUUUCUUCAGCAUCCUUACAAUGGUAGUUUCACUGCUUGUUCCCCCUCACACAAGGCCUAGCACCAUCUUCGAUACGAGCACCAUGCUCAUCACCUUCAUCACUCUCGGACGUUAUCUGGAAAAUAGUGCCAAGGGUCAGACUUCCAAGGCCCUUUCUCGCCUCAUGUCUCUGGCGCCUCCUAUGGCGACUAUCUACGCGGAUCCAAUUGCUGCUGAAAAGGCUGCUGAGACUUGGGACAAGGACUCAACUACACCCCGAACCCCCAGGACUCCUGGUCUUGGUGGGUCAGCCUUCGAAGAGAAACUCAUCCCUACAGAGCUGUUACAGGUUGGUGACAUAGUAGUUCUCCGACCUGGCGACAAGCUUCCCGCCGACGGAGUGCUUGUCCGUGGUGAGACCUAUGUUGAUGAGAGUAUGGUGACGGGCGAAGCGAUGCCCGUCCAGAAGCGAGUGGGCGACAACGUCAUUGGCGGUACUGUCAAUGGCGACGGUCGAGUCGACCUUCGAGUCACCCGUGCUGGACGUGAUACUCAGCUUAGCCAGAUCGUCAAGCUGGUCCAAGAUGCGCAAACAACCCGGGCACCCAUCCAGCGGCUCGCCGAUACCAUUGCUGGCUACUUUAUCCCUACCAUUCUGGUUCUGGGAGUGUCGACGUUCCUCUGCUGGAUGGUUCUUAGUCAUGUUCUCUCCAACCCACCCAAGAUCUUCCUGCAGGACGCAAGCGGCGGCAAGGUUAUGGUUUGUCUUAAGCUCUGCAUCUCCGUCGUCGUUUUUGCAUGCCCCUGCGCCCUUGGUCUGGCCACGCCCACCGCCGUCAUGGUCGGCACAGGUGUUGGCGCUGAGAAUGGUAUCCUGAUCAAGGGCGGCGCAGCCCUCGAGAGGACUACCAAGGUGACCCAGAUCGUCCUUGACAAGACCGGCACUAUCACCCAUGGUAAGAUGAGUGUUGCUGAGUACAGCAUUGAAUCUGCAUGGGAUGACAAUGGAUGGCGCCGUCGACUUUGGUGGACCAUUGUUGGUCUUGCUGAGAUGGGUAGCGAACACCCCGUGGGUAAAGCCGUUCUCGCAGGAGCCCGUACUGAACUGGACAUUGAAGUGGAUGGCGUCAUUGAAGGCAGUGUCGGAGAGUUCAAGGCGGCCGUCGGGAAGGGUGUGAACGCUCUGGUUGAACCUGCGUCAGCUGUUGACCGCGCUCGUUAUCGUGUGCUUCUUGGAAACGUUGCGUUCCUGCAGGAUAACGGAGUUGAAGUGCCCGAAGAAGCUAUUGAGGCGUCAGAGCAUCUCAACUCGAGCGCGAGCAAGGCAGCAGGAAAGGCACCCGCUACUGGCACGACCAACAUUUUUGUGGCCAUCGAUGGCUCUUAUGGCGGCCACCUCUGCUUGGCCGACUCCAUCAAGGAGGGUGCUGCUGCCGCCAUCUCGGUGCUUCAUCAGAUGGGCGUCAAGACAGCCAUCGUGACUGGCGAUCAACGGUCCACUGCCCUCAGCGUCGCCGCUGCAGUUGGCAUCUCCCCUGACAACGUCUACGCUGGUGUCAGUCCCGACCAGAAGCAGGCUAUUCUGAAGGAGAUUCAAGCGCAGGGUGAGAUCGUCGCCAUGGUUGGCGAUGGUAUCAACGACUCUCCUGCGUUGGUGACGGCUGAUGUCGGUAUCGCCAUGGCCAGCGGCACAGAUGUAGCCAUGGAGGCCGCAGACCUGGUGCUCAUGCGCCCGACAGAUCUGAUGGACAUUCCUGCAGCACUCAACCUCACACGCUGCAUCUUCCGUCGCAUCAAGCUCAACCUUGCGUGGGCGUGCCUGUACAACCUUGUCGGACUGCCCAUCGCCAUGGGUUUCUUCCUUCCUCUCGGCCUCCACAUCCAUCCCAUGAUGGCAGGCUUCGCAAUGGCGUGCAGCAGCGUUAGCGUCGUUGUAAGUAGCCUCCUGCUCAAGUUCUGGAAGAGACCUAGGUGGAUGGACGAGGCGGCUGCAGCUCCUCACGGUGGCCUGCACUGGAAGGGCGGACGUGGCAUCUUUGGCUGGGUGCGUGAGGUUCUGGGAAGAAGAAAGGUGAAGAAGGAGGAAGGAUACGUGCCGUUGUCCAACCUAGAGGGGGCGGAAGUAUAG
Fusarium keratoplasticum is the source of this 3537-nucleotide messenger RNA. RefSeq lists its product as uncharacterized. Lineage: Eukaryota; Fungi; Ascomycota; Sordariomycetes; Hypocreales; Nectriaceae. Gene Ontology annotation, biological process: monoatomic cation transport; copper ion homeostasis. Gene Ontology annotation, cellular component: membrane. The record is from RefSeq and is a predicted model, not a curated record. Bases 1 to 3537 code for a protein of 1178 amino acids. Gene Ontology annotation, molecular function: copper ion binding; ATP hydrolysis activity; P-type divalent copper transporter activity. The transcript is spliced from 2 exons.